UUUUUAGUGUCAGUGGUGGCAGCAGGCAAAAUCAACGGUAUGCCUGCCGCUAUAUUUGCUCGAUUUGUCAUAAUAUAUAGUGUACGCGUAUAUAUAACGUUCAAAACGGUCGAUUUGUGCCGAAAUCAUCGUAUUCAUCGCUUUCGGCUAAUGUUUUCGAAAAAGUGAUUCGAUAAAGUCUGCUCAAGUUUUGUAUAUCUUGAUUUGCAUACUCGUAAUGCUUAACCGCGAGUGUUUAACUAUAAUUUGCUGCUUUAUUAUCUUUAUGCUUGAAUAAUGUCGUCAAAAUUCUGGUCGUGUCUUCUCGACGCUGACAGAAAUGAAAAAAUUUUUAAAGCAAGAAUUGAAUUUCCAGCAAAGAAACUUCCUAAAUGGGAAUCGUCGACAAAAUAGCAUACGAAAAUAUAUUUAAAAAAAAAAAAAAACAUUGAAAAAGAACAACCCAACGAAAAUAACACAAAAAAUCAGAUAUAAACAAAAUAAAGCACAAUAAAAAUCUAAACGGAGGGAAACAUGAAUAAAAUUCUGCCGUGGGAACAUUUCGAAAGUUUGUACAAAGAAUUGAUCGGCCAGAAUAGUAACGAUAGUUCGAGCGGUGGCGCACAUAGUGGCAUGGGCUCGGGCGCCCCAGGCACGCCCAAUUCGCAGCAGGUAAUGCGUCCCACACCUUCACCGACAGGCUCAUCCGGUUCGCGUUCCAUGUCGCCGGCAGUGGCACAAAGUCAUCCCAUUUCACGGCCCUCUAGUAAUCAAUCGAGUAGUGGCGGUCCUAUGCAGCAGCCUGGCACGUCUGGACCACCACCGCCCCACAUGCAAACGGCGCAAGGUGGCGGCGGUCCACAGGCUCAACAACAACAACAACAGCAGCAACAACAAAUGCCUGUACAACAACCGCAAUCUCAGCAGCAGCAGCAGCAGCAAUCGAUCGGUGGUCCGGUUGGCGUACAUAGUUCUCCAGUCGGUGUUGGUGGCUCGCAGCAGCAAGUCGGUGGCAUACCUCCUGGUGGCCCCGGCGCACCCACGGGCUCACAGCAACAGCAGCAGCAGCAACAACAACAACCACCGCCACCGAGUCAAGGCUUGAACAGUAUGCAAACACCACCGCCUCAAAGUGCGAGUACUGGGGCGGGCGGCUAUCCGCCACCACCGCAUAUGCAUGGAGUCUAUAAGAUGGGUGGUCCCGGUCAAAGCCCAGGGCCAGGGCCGCAAGGCCUGCCGACUGGCUAUCCACCACCACAGCAGUCGCAGCAAUAUUCUCAAGGAACUUACCCGCCACGUCCGCAGUAUACGCCCAGCGGCUAUGCGCCCACACCGCCGCCUUCAAAUCAACCAACAUCUGCGAAUAGUAUGCCACCAGGUGGCGGCCCUCAAUAUCCUGGUCGACCAAUGCCGAAUCACACCGGCGCCGGUGGUCCGCACUCUCAGUAUCCACCCUAUCAGAAUUGGGUGCCACCCUCACCUCAAGGCGGACCCGGUAGCGGUGUAGCACCAGGUGGCGGCGGCGCAGCGGGCAUGGGCAAUCAUGUACAGGGCAAAGGCACACCACCACCGGGCGGACCGCCACAACCACCCGGAGGCGGCUCACCACGCCCUCUCAACUAUCUAAAGCAGCAUUUACAACAUAAGGGUGGCUAUGGUAGCGGUCCAGCGCCGCAGCAGGGCUACGGAAAUGGACCUGGCAUGCAUCCAGGCAUGCCAAUGGGACCGCCACACCACAUGGGGCCACCACAUGGACCUACCAGCAUGGGACCACCUACCAUUACACCUCCACAAACGAUGGGUGGUAUUAGUGGGCCAGGUGUGGUUGGUCCCGGUGGUGGUAUGGUUGGUGUGGGCGGCGCCGUUGGCAGUGGCGUGAUAUUGCCUGGCGAUGGCGAACACAUCUCCCAGGAUAACGGCAUUAGUUCGUCGGGUUCUUCAACAGCAUCGGGACCACAUCCAGUUACUUCGGUGGUGACGACCGGACCGGAUGGAACGCCCAUCGACGAAGUUAGCCAACAAAGUACGCUAUCCAAUGCAUCAGCAGCUUCGGGUGAAGAUCCACAAUGCACAACUCCAAAAUCACGAAAAAACGAUCCAUACAGCCAAAGCCAUCUAGCGCCGCCCAGCACAUCGCCGGUCGGACAUCCCGGGCACCCUGGUGGACCGGGUGAGGAGUAUGAAAUGAGUUCUCCACCAAAUUGGACGCGAACACCAGCUAGUCCGCAGGUUUUCAAUAGCCACGUGCCGCCUCAAGAGACUUUUCGUACAUCGUCUACAAAAAAAUCAGAUAGCCUAUGUAAACUUUACGAAAUGGAUGAUAAUCCGGAAAGGCGCAGUUGGCUGGAUAAGCUGCGCGCAUUCAUGGAGGAGCGACGCACACCAAUCACCGCCUGUCCAACAAUAUCGAAGCAACCGCUCGAUUUGUAUAGGUUAUAUAUUUAUGUAAAAGAACGUGGAGGAUUCGUCGAGGUAUGCAAGGUUACUAAAAGUAAAACCUGGAAGGAUAUUGCCGGUUUGUUGGGCAUUGGCGCGAGCAGCAGUGCCGCUUAUACUCUACGCAAGCACUACACAAAGAAUUUAUUGACAUUUGAGUGUCACUUCGAUCGCGGUGACAUCGAUCCCUUGCCCAUUAUUCAGCAAGUGGAAGCUGGCACAAAAAAGAAAUCGGCCAAAGCGGCUUCAGUACCAUCGCCAGGCGGUGCAAUUGCAUUGGAAAACGCAAAUAUAUCAACUAUGCCAGCUGGUUCAUCGAAUUCUCAAGAUUCAUUCCCCGCUCCGGGCGCAGCCGCGAAUCCAGCGAUUGACGGCUAUCCAGGCUAUCCGGGCAGUUAUCCCGGCACAGCUGGUCCACAGCCGGACUACGGCGCGGGUGUUGGCCAAAUGCAACGGCCACCCUCACAAAGCAACGCACAAACUCCACAUGCAGGCAAUACUCAAACAGCAGCAACUGGUGAUAAUAUUAGUGUGAGCAAUCCUUUUGACGAUCCGGUUGUGGGUGGCGGUGGUAGUGGCAAUAGUAGUGUGAGCAAUGCACCACCGCCGCCGCGUGCCUCCCCUUAUCAACAGGGCGCUGGCAAUUCGUACACGCCGGUGUCUAGGACGCCAGGCUCUCCAUAUCCAGGACAGCCGGGAGCCUAUGGUCAAUAUGGUUCGAGCGAUCAAUACAAUGCGACUGGGCCACCCGGCCAGUUCGGCCAAGGUCAAGGACCUCAGUUUCCGCCACAAAAUCGAAAUAUGUACCCUUCUUAUGGGCCCGAGGGGGAAGCUCCUCCACCAGGUGCAAAUCAAUACGGUCCUUAUGGCAGUCGUUCGUACAGUCAACCGCCGCCGGGUAGCUCUCAAACACCUACACCACCGGGCUCGGCUGUGGCCGGCGCUGCUGGUCCACCAACCGUUGGCCCGGCAGCUCCAGGCGGUGGCUAUCCGCCCAGUGCACCAACACAGGACUAUUACAGACCGCCCGAUCAGACUCCUCAACCUCGACGGCAUCCGGACUUUGUGAAAGACUCUCAGCCCUAUCCAGCGUAUAAUACAAGACCUCAAAUGUAUGGUGGUUGGAGUGGUUCAAAUCAGUACCGUGGACAGUAUCCUUCUGCACCAUCACCCCAAGGUUGGGGCGGCGCACCACCUCGUACAGCCGCACCACCAGGCACUGGUCCACUUGGACCACCAAACCAGCAAGCAUCGACCGCCGUGCAAUGGGAGCAGCAUCGUUAUGCGCCCCAACAACCUCCACCGCCACCACAACAACAGCCGCCAUAUCAGCAACAAAGUCAGCAGCAACAACCACAGCCGCCGCCACAGUGGGCGCAAAUGGCCGGCAACGCUCAGCAGCCACCACCACAACCAGGUGCACCCGGAUCAACGUUACGGCCGCCUGGCGGUAGUCAACAGCAACCGCCACAGCAGCGACCCGGCAUGCCGCCGCCACCCGCGCAGCAACCAACCGUUGGACCAACGUCCAAUCAACCCAUGACAAAACCACCAUUUGCGAUGCCACCGCCACCACAGGUCAGUGGCGCAGUUGCGCCAGCUUGCGGCCCGCCACCAUCUGUUGCGGCACCACCCAGCACUGUCAGUGUUAUGCCACCAGUCAUGGGCGCACCAGUUGCCGGUGCACCCAAGCCACCGGUUUCCGUAGUAAGCGCUGUACCGCAACUGGGCACACCUGGCUUGCCACAGGUGACAACGCAACAACAACCGCCACAAGCACAGCCACAGCAACCAUUUCCAACUCCCCCUGGCGCCCAGCUAGUUAAAAAAGAAAUAGUUUUCCCGCCGGACAGCGUUGAAGCCACCACACCAGUGCUGUAUAGGCGUAAGCGGCUUGCAAAAACCGAUGUUUGUCCCGUAGAUCCAUGGCGUAUUUUCAUGGCAAUGCGUUCCGGUCUGUUGACUGAGUGCACCUGGGCAUUAGACGUGCUGAACGUGCUACUUUUCGAUGACACAACGGUGCAGUACUUUGGAUUGGCACAUUUGCCGGGUCUGUUGACGUUACUUUUGGAACAUUUCCAAAAGAAUCUUGCAGAGAUGUUUAACGAUAGUGACGCAGACGUGGAACAACGUGGCGGUAGUCGGCACAUCCGUUCCGUACAAAACUACAACCGCAAACGGCAUUGCAUUGGAGGUAGCGACACCGUCGAGUACAAUAACGAUUACGAAAAAUUUAAGUCAUCGAAAAUGCCAUUGGCCGACAAUGACGAUGACGAGGAUGAAGGCAUCGAUUUGGGACAAAUACGUGUGCUACCAAACCCCGAGGAGCGUGUUAUGUUGCUCUCUAACACGCCCAACUACACGUUGAUGUCACGCAAGGGUUUGCCAGUACGUCUACAAUCAGCAGAGGAUGAUAUAUUUGUAUCGGAUAGACAAAAGGAUUGGGACUCAGAGGUGGAGCCUAUUUAUGAGCAGGCAACGGGGAACGAAACUACACCCUGGAGUUGGACAUAUGGUUUUGCGGACCGCAACGCGCACGACGGUAUAAUCGACGUGUUCAAGUCGGAGAUCAUAAACAUUCCAUUCGCUCGUUACGUACGCAGCCGUAGCGAUAAAAAUCGCGGAGGGGCAGAGGCGACAAAGUCGCGUGGGAAAGCUAGUGGCGCUGUCAGUGCCGAAGAUGUGCAGAGCGUUGUAGACGGCAGUGAGGCCAGCAGCAAAAUUUUGAUAAAUGAACCGACGGAAGAGGGCUGCGCUGAGGAUAGCAAGCUACAGCAUACGUUUAACAAGAAGCGGCGACUCUUCAACAACAGCAGUGGCGCAAGCAAACACAGUCAAGUCGGGGCCGCGUUCGCUUUUGACGCCAGCGGCGCUAAAAAGUCGAAAUUACAAGAGGACGAAAACGCAUUUGCGCCACCGAGUCUUAAAAGGGAGCCAACGGACACGGUGUCAACAGAAAACGCCAUCGUUGCCACCGACAGCGAUUGUCGUGAGGUGGAUAUGGAAAUCGAACUGCUGCCGCAACAACGUCUAGUUGGCGGCGGCAAUAGUGGUGUACUGAAAAAUUUCGAUCCCAUGUCAACGGUGCGCGACGCAGCACAAGUGUUGCAGCGGCGCCGUGCCUCCACGGUCGAAGAAGAGUGCUAUACUCGAGACGAAGCAAGUCUGUACCUAGUUAGCGAGUGUCAGGAUGCGCUAGCGCGUCGCUGUAUCUGCCUAUCGAACAUAUUCCGCAAUUUGACGUUCGUGCCGGGCAACGAAACACUCUUGGCCAAGUCGCGCCGAUUCCUAGCCAUACUUGGCCGCCUCCUGCUGCUCAACCACGAGCACUUACAGCGUACACCCAAAACGCGUAACUAUGAUCGCGAAGAGGACACCGAUUUCUCAGAUUCAUGCAGCUCACUUCAAGGCGAAAGAGAAUGGUGGUGGGACUACUUGGUGCACAUACGCGAAAAUAUGCUUGUCGCCUUGGCGAACAUUGCAGGCCAUCUUGAAUUGUCACGUUACGAUGAGCUCAUAGCGCGGCCUCUCAUCGACGGUCUGCUGCACUGGGCGGUGUGUCCAAGUGCACACGGUCAAGAUCCCUUCCCGUCUUGUGGUCCCAAUACUUCGCUUUCGCCACAGCGUCUGGCGUUAGAGGCUCUCUGUAAGUUGUGUGUGACAGACGCAAAUGUCGAUCUCGUGAUAGCGACACCACCGCAUUCGCGCCUCGAAAAGUUGUGUGCGGUGUUGACGCGCCACCUUUGCCGCAACGAGGAUCAGGUACUGCGUGAGUUUUCCGUUAAUUUGCUGCAUUAUCUGGCCGCAGCUGACAGUGCAAUGGCACGUACAGUGGCCUUGCAGUCGCCCUGCAUCUCAUACCUUGUGGCAUUCAUCGAACAGGCCGAGCAAACGGCAUUGGGAGUUGCCAACCAGCAUGGAAUCAAUUACCUGCGUGAAAAUCCCGACUCAAUGGGUACAAGUUUGGACAUGCUGCGACGUGCUGCCGGCACCCUGCUACAUCUGGCCAAACAUCCGGACAACCGUUCCCUGUUCAUGCACCAAGAGCAGCGUCUGCUUGGAUUGGUGAUGUCUAACAUUCUCGACCAGCAGGUUGCGCUGAUUAUAUCGCGUGUACUGUUCCAAGUUUCGCGUGGCACCGGUGUCGGCGGCCCGUCGUCGAUACCAUCGCUGGAAUAUCGUUUUCAACAAAGGCAGGAGGAAAAAAACUCUGCUGCAGAUAGGCAUUUCACGCCAGGUGCUGACGUGAAAGCUCAAGUCAAAGUGGAAACCGCACCCUCAGCGCCAUCGACUGGUGCACCAACAUCAAUUGAGCCCCAAGCUGUGAAUGCUGAAGUGGCAGCACAUGCAACUCGAACGCUCACCAGUGAUAUUAAGCGAGAAGAUUUAACAGCGACUGCGGCAGAUGCGGCCGGCGGUAUCAACGCUAAUGGCAACAUCAGCGCGAGUAGCCACAACAUGAGCGAAAUCAGCAGUAGUGACUCUACGCCCAUACACAAGCAGCCAUUGUCUGCAGCUGCGAAUGCGGCAAUGAGCAAGUCGCAAAACGCAUGCGCCUCCGUCGAUGAUAACAGCAACAGCAGCAAUGCUUUGGCCCCCGCCGCGGCGUUGCUUAACGAUGUUAGCAAUAGCAGCACCAACAGUAACAGUUGUGGCACAGUGAGCAGCAACAGCAAUAGUAAUAGCAUAGGCAGUGGCAACAACAACACCAACAGCAACAUGCACAUUAAAAGCGCGAUAGAGAACGCCAGUGCGAAUGCGCUGGGUGCUGCGGUAGGAUCAACACUGACAAACAGCGAGGCGGGUCACAUGCAGCCAACGCUGCUAAGCUCAAGCAACGGUAGCAGUGGUAAGAAUGUGAUAUGUGCAACAAUGCCCCAUAUUAGUGCAGCACCACUUACCAAUGCCAGCAACAAUAAUAAUGCAAAUGGCGCCGCCGUCGACAACAGAAACAACGCGCCUCCAGCAACAUUGAUGGCCGCGGCGACGACACAAUCGUCACCACCGCCACCACCAACUACCGCAGCGACAGCAGCAGCAAGUGUGCCCACAGCGACCGCAGCACCACCGGCCAACUCAACAGCAGCGGUUGCGUAGUACACAACCAUGAUGCCGACAGCGACGUUAGCAGCAAUGCCGGCCGUGACAAUGCAAGAGCAGCACGCAGAUUUAACGCUAGAGCAACAGCCAACGCCUCAGCCUCACCAACACGAACAGCAGCAACUGAGCAUGGAGCAUCACCACCUGCAUCACCAGCAGCAGCAGCAGCAGCAGCAUCAACACCACCAAUAUGCGCAGCUGGAAGCACACUACCAACAGCAGGUGCCACUACAACCCCCACCACCGCCGCAGCAGCAGCAGCCACACUACCAUGUGCCGCCGCCAUUCCACUAUCACUGGGGCAAACAGCAACCGCCGCUGCAGCCUCCACAAAUACACCCUCAGCCCCAUCAGCCAGAAGAUGCACACUAAGUGCCACGUGAAACGAGAACUCUAAAUUAGUAGCAUGAAAAAGUAGCAGCAGCAGCAGCAGCAGCAGUGAGGUUAGGAAUUUAGUUCCAGCAAAAGGAAAAAGAGAGGUACAUAGGGAAUGCAAGAACAAAGUAUGCGAGAAAAAUGUGCAAACAAAGUCGAGGGGCAAGUGCGUGCAGUUCAAUGCCGAAAUAGACGUAGGUGUGAAACAGCAAAUGACACUAUCCACCUACUCGUACAUACAUACAUACGUGUAUAGAGGAAAUUGCGUAUAAAUUAAAUGUGUAGCGGUGAUCAACCUUAUAAAGCAGUAGUAAUAUGAAUAGUAUUUAGUGUGUAUAAAGAAAAUUUCGUGUUUUUUUUUUUAAAUGUUCUCGUAAUGUGUUAGGAGGCUUAUAAUUUGUUACCUAAUGCUGGGAUAUGGAACUAGUAAGAAUUCUGACGAACAUCGAACAUCCCUCAAACCACCAACAUGUGACGGCAAUAGUUAGGGCGAAGAAUGAACGAACGCUAGGGCUGAGCAAAGAACUUGAUAGGAGAGUACAAGGCGAAAAAGAUUAAUUUUGAAACAUCUCAUCAUGAGAUGCAAAAGGUGGUUUUACGGAUAUUAUAAUUUUAGUAAAGAUGGAAUUGACUCGAGAGCUAAAGAACGGGGGGAAAAAAUAUAAAAGAAUGCGUCUAUAAUGUUAAUCCACUUUUUUGUUUUGAAAAUUAUACAUAUUGUAGCACGUGGAGGAGAGGUAAACUGCUGUUUAAAAAGCUAACUUUUUUUUUUUUUUUGCUUACAUUGUCCCUACGUCAGCUCGCAAUAUUUUCAUAAUAUUGUUUAGCGUUUGCUAGUCUUUGCAAGCAUUCGCAUUAAACGCUUUUUACUUUCUGUUAAAUCAUACCUAAUUUUUGUUUCGUUUAUUAUUACUUUUAAAUACAUAUAUGUAUGUGUAUGUGUUUUUGAUGUUAUUUCGUUCGAAUUAUACACCGGUCGUUUUUGUGUUAGUCAAUUCGUGUUGUAUUCCACAAAGUAAAGUUUCAAACGUUUUAUCAAACAUCUGAAUGUUGCCAGCAGGGUGUUUUUAAACUGGCAUCGAAUAUCCAAAAAUGUGAGGCAAGCCACUUGAAUUUUGUUUGCCCAGUUUAAGUUUGUCACAUUUUUUUCGCCAAAUACACAUCCAUAGUUACAUAGAAUAAAAAAUAUUAGCAGGUGUGCGCAGACCGUGACGAAAUACAAUAAAAAGCAACAAACAAAAAUAAAAAAGAUUAUUCACUCAGUUUUAAGAACACAUAUUUCAAUGGCACGGCAUUUCCCCUCUUUUAUUGACAAAUAAUGCAACUUAACGAAUUCAUUUUUUUUUAAUAUUUAAUGAUGCUAUUAUAAAUAUGUAUUUCUUAGAACAAAAAAUAAAAUAAAUGCAAAUAUAUGUAAAUGUACGCAUUAAAGAACUAAUAAAAAACUCCACACAAAAUGUGCAUGUAAAUUACUAACAAAAAAAUUCAGAAAAUAAAGGAAUGUAAAAAAAUCACUAUUGUUAAACUGUGUUUAGCAAACAGCGUAAAAAGCUGAAGAGCAAAAGAUUAAGAAUGAUGAUUAAGUAAAUUUCUAUACUUAUGUCUAGCUUAUAACUUAUUAAAUAUAAACUAAAUUAAACUGUAAAAUAUACUUUGAACAUAUGUACUAUAAAAACAAGUAUGUAUGUAAUGCAAUGAAAGCAAUGCAUGAUGAGGAAAGCUAAAAUUUUAAAUACAAACUGCAUUGUUGAAUAGCACAUAAAAAAGAAGA
Messenger RNA from Rhagoletis pomonella (apple maggot), 9661 nucleotides. RefSeq names its product trithorax group protein osa (gene osa). Gene Ontology annotation, cellular component: brahma complex; nucleoplasm; nBAF complex. The record is from RefSeq and is a predicted model, not a curated record. Gene Ontology annotation, biological process: regulation of transcription by RNA polymerase II; chromatin remodeling; positive regulation of DNA-templated transcription. Lineage: Eukaryota; Metazoa; Arthropoda; Insecta; Diptera; Tephritidae. The coding region runs from base 514 to 7512 and encodes 2332 amino acids. Gene Ontology annotation, molecular function: nucleosome binding; DNA binding. The transcript has 14 exons.